This is a messenger RNA of Frieseomelitta varia, 2522 nucleotides long. RefSeq names its product serine/threonine-protein kinase D3 (gene PKD). The record is from RefSeq and is a predicted model, not a curated record. The transcript has 12 exons. Gene Ontology annotation, biological process: protein phosphorylation. Gene Ontology annotation, molecular function: ATP binding; protein serine/threonine kinase activity. The coding region runs from base 1 to 2493 and encodes 830 amino acids. Lineage: Eukaryota; Metazoa; Arthropoda; Insecta; Hymenoptera; Apidae.
AUGGAGGGACCAGAAGUGACAUUUUUAUUCCAGUUUGGUUUAACUCGUGAUACUGUUACAGUUGAAAGCAGUACAUUGACUCUUAAGACUCUUAAAGAAUUUGCUUGUGACUUUAUAAAUACGAAGUGUCCAGAACAUGGUUUAAAUCAUUUAUUUGAACGAUUGCUUUUAUUUAAGCAUGACUAUAAUUCCACUAAUAUCUUACAACUUAUUACAAACGCCACUGAAGUUGUUGAUGAGACAUUGGUAGAAAUUGUUUUGACUGCACAAGUGCCAAAUGAAGAAGUUCCCAUUCGUCCCCAUGCUUUGACUGUUCAUUCAUAUAAAGUUCCAACAUUUUGCGAUUUUUGUGGAGAAAUGUUAUUUGGCCUUGUUCGCCAAGGUCUAAAAUGUGAAGGUUGUGGAAUGAAUUAUCAUAAAAGAUGUGUUAUAAAAGUACCUAAUAAUUGCUCACAUGAUGUUAGUCAAAGACGGCGCAGUUCUGCAAUGUUAAAUGUACCAAGGUCUCCAAGUCAAGGAUCUACUAGUAGUUUGACCAGCAUUAGUGAUGAUAAUCAUAGUACAAAUAAUACACCGAAUGCAAGUCAAAAUAACAGUACUUUGACAAUACCAAGUAUAAUGGCACCAAAACAAUCUCGCUCUCCUUCAUUGGGAGGACGACCAGUGUGGGUUGAACGAGAACUUGCAACACGUAUAAAAAUUCCACAUACAUUUGUGGUACAUACUUAUACCAGGCCAACUGUAUGUGGAUAUUGUAAAAAAUUAUUACGAGGUUUAUUUAAACAAGGCCUACAGUGCAAAGAUUGUCAAUAUAAUGCACACAAGAAAUGUAUAGAAAAAAUACCGAAAGACUGUACUGGAGAAAAUCCACGUGACAAUACAGGUAACGAAUAUCCUGAUAGCGGUGUCGGCAGUGAACCGGAAGGAAAAUGUGACGGUAGAAAUGAAGAGGCCGAUGGCGAUAGUGAUGCUGAAUCUCCUUCACCUCCUCAGCACUCAUCUUUUGUAGUAGAUGAAACAAAAGCAUCUGAUGAAUAUACUGACCAAGUUCCAUGCAGUGAUGAUAUUAUUUAUGAUGAAUUUCAAAAAUCUAGACCGUCAAGUUGCAGUUCUACACCAAGCAAUAAUAUUCCUCUAAUGCGCAUAGUGCAAAGUGUUAAACAUACAAAACGACGUGGUUCGAAAGUUUUAAAAGAAGGUUGGAUGGUACACUUUACAAGCCGUGAUCCAAUGCGAAAGAAACAUUAUUGGCGCCUUGAUACAAAAGCUAUAACAUUAUUCCAAAAUGAAAAUAGUUCCAAAUAUUAUAAAGAAAUUCCAUUGGUUGAAAUAUUGUCUAUUGAAACUGCUGAGACAUCUCGUUCACAAACAAUCCAUUGUUUUGAGUUAAAAACUGCCAAUAUUGAUUAUUAUGUUGGAGAAGAUCCUUCAUAUGGAGAAAAUUGUAGUCAAGUUCCUCCACCAGAAAGUGGUAUUGGAGCACACAUAGCUAGGUCAUGGGAAACUAGUAUUAGGCAAGCAUUGAUGCCUGUUACUAUAUCAGCCAGUCAAGAAGAAUCUACAGAACCUGAGGAAAAUAUUACUGAUAUGUCUCAAUUAUAUGAAAUCUUUCCAGAUGAAGUUCUAGGUUCUGGCCAAUUUGGUACAGUGUAUGGAGGCAUUCAUCGUAAAAGUGAACGAGCAGUCGCCAUUAAAGUUAUUGAUAAGUUACGUUUUCCUACAAAACAAGAAGCGCAGCUUAAGAACGAGGUUGCUAUCCUCCAAAAUCUGUCGCAUAGUGGAGUUGUUAAUCUAGAACGAAUGUUCGAAACUCCUGAACGAAUAUUUGUGGUUAUGGAAAAAUUAAAAGGCGAUAUGCUGGAAAUGAUAUUAAGUUCAGAACGUGGCCGUCUUAGUGAAAGAGUAACUAAAUUUCUGAUUACACAGAUAUUAGUAGCAUUAAAACAUCUACAUAGCAAAAAUAUAGUACAUUGUGAUUUAAAACCUGAAAAUGUAUUGUUAAGCAGUGAUAACGAAUUUACACAAGUAAAACUAUGCGAUUUUGGUUUUGCAAGAAUUAUAGGAGAAAAAAGUUUCAGAAGAAGUGUUGUUGGUACUCCAGCAUAUCUAGCACCAGAAGUUUUAAGAAAUAAAGGUUAUAAUCGUUCUUUAGAUAUGUGGAGUGUUGGUGUAAUUAUUUACGUAUCAUUAAGUGGUACAUUCCCAUUUAAUGAAGAAGAAGAUAUUAAUGAACAAAUUCAAAAUGCUGCUUUUAUGUAUCCACCUAUGCCUUGGCAAGAAAUCUCAUCUGAUGCAAUUGAUUUAAUCAGUAAUUUGUUACAAGUAAAACAACGAAAACGUUAUACCGUAGAUAAGAGUUUACAACAUGUAUGGCUUCAAGAUUAUCAAACAUGGUGUGAUUUACGAGAAUUAGAAGCAAAAGUAGGAUAUCGUUAUUUAACUCACGAAAGUGAUGAUGCCCGAUGGUCAGCAUACAGUAACCAGCGUACAUGACAGAACUCUCUGCCUACAUUAAACAUCGA